CUGAAGAUCAUAGCAUCGCACUUAUAAGCACUUUCAGAUCUAUAAACACAGUCAAGCACACAAAACGACAAGCAAAUAUUAUUUUCUCACGAUUUCUUUCUGGAUAUAAAUUUCAUAUAAUUUUAUGCAAUCAAAGUUUGUAAGGAAACCAUCAAAAAAAUAAGAUGAAGCACUGCAAUAUGGAGAGGGCUUCAUGGCUUAUUUAUAGUAUGAAGAAUUAGGGGUAGUGAAAUCGAUGUUGAAGACGGAUUAUUGAAGUCGGCGUAGUGGGUUUAGAGGCCGGAAGAAGUUAAAGUACUUGCUUUAAGGCGUGAAUCAAUUAAAAGAAGUAACUUUUGGCAGAGGAACACCAAUGGGAGGAAAGGAAAUCGAGAAGACGAAGACUUUGAGAAUAGAAGUGGGUCCAUAAUAGAUUGCUUAUUACGUGUCGUACCAAAACUUGGCCCGAUCAACACAACACAGCAAAAACAAUAUUGGAAGCUUAAUUUAGGAGUGUCACGUGUCAUUAAUUGCCCACUCUCCUGCUGAUGUGGCACAAGGAAGAGAGAUCAUAGUUUACAAGAAUAGAACGUUUUCUGGUUAUGAAAGAUCAAUUCGCAAAUAGAGUGAUAAGAACGUUUCAAAUUAGAAUUGGAGCGCAUGUUAUUCAGUAUUAAUUAGUGAAUAUUACAUAUAUUUAAUUAAUGUAAUCGAAUAAAAACAGUAAGAAACCAACAGUUUAAAGAAAAAGGAAUAAAUCGAUUCGUGAGGGAUUGGAAGAAGGAUUGGAGGCGAUCAUCUGGGCGAUGAGGAAAGCUUCGAUGGAUGGUCUCUUGAGAGACAAUAAGACAAUGUUGAAAAGACAUGGCGAAGUGCUACCACACGAUGUCGUUGAGCUCAUCCUGGAGAAACUUCCUGUGGUGUCUCUGCUGAGAUCCAAGUCUGUAUCAAAGACGUGGAAAGCGACAAUCGAGUCCCCAAGUUUCAAACAGAGACAACUACUGAUCACCCUUAGGAAAUCACGAGGUCCAGAUAUCCUAUACGUGACCGGGUUUGGUAAUGAAGAAGAAAUAUUAGAAGAAGGUAAUAUUAUGGUGGGGGCUUGUGUAAUUCGCAGCCUCAAGUUCCCUACAAGGAGCGACAAGGUUUGCUAUGGUGCUUGUGACGGACUUGUAUGUCUUUUCAGCAACCGCAACCCGAGUGUCAUCUUUAAUCCCGCCACUAGAUGGCGUCGAAGCUUUCCUCAUUCGAGGGUUCAACCGCGCAUCAUCUCUGACGCUCGCGCGCGUAAAAAAAGAGUCUGCCACACCCGAGAACCUCAGCUAGGAUUCGGCAAAGACAAAGUCAGGGGCACAUACAAGCCGGUUUGGCUCUUUAACUCAUCUGAGUUUGGCCUAGACAAUGCCACCACUUGCGAAGUUUUCGACUUUACCACUAAUGCUUGGAGGUACGUCCUCCCUGCUUCUCCCUAUCGGAUUCUUGAAGGCCAGAAGCCUGUGUAUUUCGAUGGGUCGCUUUAUUGGCUAACCGAGUGUGUAGAAACCAAGUUGUUGUCUUUUGAUCUUCACACGGAAACUUUUCAAGUGCCUGACCCUCGCUUUCUAGUCUUGUGCAUCCUCGAUAACCGCUUGUGCGUAUCCCUCAAAAUCUAUCCCACCAGAACCCAAGUGAUAUGGUCACUCGACGGCACAUGGAAGCAAAUGUGUUCGAUAGAUCUCACCAAAACCACUUUUCAUGACCCUCCUUAUUUCCCCCGACCAGCACUGUUGCCAAUAGCUAUUGUAGACGAGACCAUAUUAUUGCUUGGUUAUAGCUGUGGUUCACCACUGCUGAUACAUGAUCUCCAUACCAAAUCCUAUGUUUUUGACUCCUUUCCUAAAAUGCUUGAAUAUCCUCUUUGUUAUUUCCCUAGUUUGUUCUCAAAUUAAACCAUUUUUCUUUGUAAUUUAUUAAUCAUGGCUUCUUUUU
Molecule: messenger RNA, 1947 nt
Organism: Brassica napus (rape)
Lineage: Eukaryota; Viridiplantae; Streptophyta; Magnoliopsida; Brassicales; Brassicaceae
Product: F-box protein At1g11270-like
Exons: 2
Coding region: 786-1907 (373 amino acids)
Molecular function (GO): protein binding
Source: RefSeq, a predicted model, not a curated record